Pan troglodytes (chimpanzee) is the source of this 799-nucleotide messenger RNA. RefSeq lists its product as uncharacterized. Lineage: Eukaryota; Metazoa; Chordata; Mammalia; Primates; Hominidae. The coding region runs from base 239 to 574 and encodes 111 amino acids. The record is from RefSeq and is a predicted model, not a curated record. The transcript has 7 exons.
UUAAUGUAUUUUGUUUCUUUUUCUUUUUUUCCCAGCACGUCCUUACUCUGGCACUACGAAAUGCUCCAGACUUGUGUGUAUUUCUUGCUCCACCAUAGAAUCAGCCAUUUCUACAAAUGUCGCUGGUUUCUUUUAUGGAGAAUGACAUUGGAAACCAAGAUCUGACUACUAAGUGUGUUCUUUGCUACUGGGUUGUCAUUUCUCUUAAGGCUUCCAAGCUGACAGAGCAAAUGAGUAUAUGACACAUCUGAUUUUUUAUUUGACUGUGGAACUCUGUAUCUAUAUACACUUGCAAUUCUUAUCAAGUAAAAAUACAUUAAAGAUAUCAACAACCACAGACGUAUACACCCGACAAGAACCGCUGUAUAUUCUAGCACAUCAUUUAUUGGACCAACAAAUACAUGGCAUCUGGCAAGGAAUUGAAAAGUGGCUUGUCUAUCUGGAAUACAGGGAGGUAGGAAUUGAAAUGGGAUGGGAAGAGUCAUCUGUAUGCAGAGGAGGUAUAAAGUCAUGCAAAUGGAUAAGAUUUCAAGAAGAAAGAAGAAAAAGGCAGGCUCUGAGUUUGGAGAGUUGAAUGAGCCUACAGAGAUAAUGAAGUUGUUGCUGGAGAGCCUCCAUAACUUCUGUUGAGAAAUCGGCCUUAAUCUUAUUGAUGAUGACUUUCACGUGAUCCCAGAUAUCUGCCUCUAGAUCCCAGAUGAGCACCAGUUGCAGCAGUCAAACAUCAUCUAUCUGUAUAUCAAGAUAAAUUAUGAAAGGAUUAUAUACCACCUGUCUAAAUGACAAAGAGAAGAAAGGU